AUGUCUCUCAAUCAAUCAGCACGACUCAAGACAUAUCUACGGACAACGUUGGUGGCUAGGGUAGAGGUGGUGAUAUGGCAGAUUUCGUGCGCGGCAGGCCCUGAUGAUCCCGUCAUCCACCCGACGUCUGAUCUGAGGCAUACGGCGACUCGCCAGUCGUCUCGUCAACCUCCCGCACCUGCCGACAAGGUCUCCAUGCAGCGCAGCUGGCCGAAUUCGCAGAAGGCGUGCAACGGUCGAGCAGGUCAUAACGAGCGCGGCGGUCCGAAGGCACACGCUCGGUCUUGCCCCCAGAUUCUCCCUAUUCCGAUGCCUAAGACCACGUACGCGGUCCAGCUCGCAUGCAUGACCAUCAAAGGACUCCAGGCCAUCUGUUACGUUGCCUUGAUCACUCUGAAGCCCGCGAGGCCGACAUGGCGUGAUGCAGCUGCAGGUCAUCUCGGUCUAAUCAGCAACCUCAACCUGCGAGCGACCGGUAAAGAUGUGAUCUUGGGUGCUUCGCGGAUGCCAAUCAUACCUCCGCGGCUCGGUCUCUUUACUACAUUACCACCGAGUGCAGCCAGAUGCCAACCUCUCGACAAUGCUGCGUACCGAUUCUGGACAGCAGUGAACCCAAGGUGUAUACCAACAGGGUUGGAGGCACAACUUACUAGACUGCUCUCCGUCAAGUCGUCCGUCUGA
Messenger RNA from Fomitopsis serialis, 681 nucleotides. RefSeq lists its product as uncharacterized. Bases 1 to 681 code for a protein of 226 amino acids. The transcript has 7 exons. The record is from RefSeq and is a predicted model, not a curated record. NCBI's taxonomy places the organism in Eukaryota, Fungi, Basidiomycota, Agaricomycetes, Polyporales, Fomitopsidaceae.